Ciona intestinalis (vase tunicate) is the source of this 535-nucleotide messenger RNA. Lineage: Eukaryota; Metazoa; Chordata; Ascidiacea; Phlebobranchia; Cionidae. The record is from RefSeq and is a predicted model, not a curated record.
AAUAUUCUCGCAAAGCUAGUUUUUUGGUUAGCGGCAAUACAGCCGGGGGCGUAUAUACAUUAUACCGCUGCGUCGUUUGAGGCUUGUAUUGAACUGGUUGCUUCAUUAUGCGAGGUGCAUGGCUGGCGUUUAUUGCAGGGUUGCUGAACCUGAGUGCAACUAUUGCCUACCGAGAUGCGUUUUAUUGCAGACCAAGUGACCUAGGCAUAUGUGCUUCCAGGGAGCUUGAGAUACGAAAACAACAUUGUGUAGCAAACAAUGCAACGAAUCCAUGCCAUACUAUUAGCUCAAUUACAUUGCACGACGCCGGGAAAUACACGCAUCUAAAGCACUGCGGUGUAACGAUAAGCAUUUGUCAAAAAGUGCAAUUAAAAGCUGGGAAGUAUUUAUUGUGUCGCAGUGAAUGUAACAAAGCUGUAAAAAAUGGAAAAUAUUCUGUUUUCAAUUUUAUUUUGUUGUUUGUCGUAACGUUUGUGAUAUAUUUAUAAAUUCUUAAGUUUCUGGUUUGAUACAUACAAAUAAAGCAUUACAACUA